CAUUCUUACCCCUCCCCCAUGAAUUCAUGUUCUUGUUACACGCGUGGGCACAUGAGACGCAUGUUGCUCUGGUGAAAUGAUGGAUGCUGGUUUCUUUAGGGGAACAAGCGCGGAACAGGACAACAGGUUUCUUAAUAAACAGAAGAAAUUGCUCAAACAAAUGCGCUUCGAUGACGCUCUCAACGAAAAGGUUGAUAUGGAGAAGGUCAGUGUUGAUACAAUCAAACCAUGGAUUAGUAAACGUGUGACAGAACUGCUUGGCACAGACGAUGAUGUACUUCUUGAGUUUAUUAUCAAUAUGCUGGAGAAAGAACAGCACCCAGACCCUAAGACCAUGCAGAUCAACAUAACUGGUUUCCUUAAUGGUAAAAAUGCUCGAGUUUUCAUGAAAGAACUUUGGGAAUUGCUCUUAAGUGCUCAAAACAACAUUGGUGGUAUUCCGACUGUGUUUCUGGAGAAAAAGAAAGAGGAAAUACGUCAAAGAAAAAUGGAACAAGAACGGAUACAAGCUAACCUCAGUGAAAAACUGGAUGAUCCUGAACAGCUCGAACCUGACAGCACAAAUGCAGAAAAGAUAGACAAAGAGGAUGAUGAAAAGAAUGAGAAGAAAAAGGGAGGCAGUGGUUCAGAUUCUGAAGAUCCUGAUGAUAAAAAGAAGAAUUCAGCGUUUCAUGGUCAGGGCUCGGAUAGAGUUAGGCGUACCCGUUUAGCAUCGUCAAAUGCGCCAACCGUGAUACCCAGUAAGCGUAUCAAAGCAGGUUGGCUGGAUGACCACAUGCGUUUCAAAACUAUGGUCUCCCGUGGUACAGAUCCUGAUAUUUUGCUAGUGGGGGACUCCUUAAUUAAAGGUCUUGCUCGUUAUGCUAAUGUUUGGAGGAAAUACUUUGCCUCAAUGAACUGCCUUAAUUUUGGUCUUGGCGGUGACCGGGUACAGCAUGUUCUCUGGCGUUUAAGGCAUGGCGAAUUGAAUUGUGAUCCAAAAAUUGUUGUUCUUCACUGUGGAACAAAUAAUAUCGGCAAGGAUACACCCAAAGAAAUUGCCGAAGGCCUUCUAACAAUUGUGGAUCAAAUUAGCAUGGAUUGCCCUUAUACUAGAACUAUUGUAACAGGGUUACUGCCGAGGGAUUUAGAACCUUCUGAUUUCCGAAAAGAUAUAAAUGAAGUGAAUAAGAUAUUGAUGGAAAAUAUUGAGUUUUGCGAUGAGAUGAAAAAUGUCUUCUUUCUUGAGACAGCUAAGGAUUGGAUAUUGGAAAGUGGCAGGCUUGAUGAACGUUUAUAUUUCACUGAUUGUUUGCAUCUUGUUGAGGCCGGUGAUGAAAAAUUUGCUAAGGGAAUUAAGGAAAAAAUUGACGAAGUUCUUAAGAUCAUUGACAGCAAUAAGGAUAAGGACAAAGACAAGAGAGAAAAAGAUUCAAAGAGACGAAAAAGGUCAUAUUCUCGUUCUCAGUCUCGCUCCCGUUCAAAGUCGCCUCGUCGUCGUUCGCGUUCGCCUUCACCUCGUCGUCGCUCACGUUCUCCAUCGCCACGCCGUCGCUCGAGAUCCCCUCGAAGACGCUCGCCAUCACCUCGUAGACGUUCGCCCCGUCGUCGUUCACCUUCACCACGAAGAAGAAAACGAAGUUACUCCAGAUCGCCUUCAAGAUCUUGGUCACGAUCACCUGUCCGUCGGAGAUCUCCGCCCAGACGAUCGUACUCACGACGCUCACCGUACAGAUCCCGAAGAUACUCACCACCCAGAAGAACUCCACCAAGACGACGAUCAAGAUCUCCACGUCCUGCUCGAAGAUCUCGUUCACCUUCUCCACGUAAUCGCCGUCGUGGUCGCUCGGCUUCGGAGUCUGCCUCGUUCACCUCCGAGUCUUCCAAAUCAUCGCGUUCACCUUCAGCAGAGAGACAGAAGAAAGUGGAGAAGAAACCAAAAGAAAAGAGUGAAGAUAUAAAGAAAGAAAAGGAAAAGAUGAAGAAAGAUGAAGAGGAAGACGAAGAUAAAGUUGGAAAAGAUGUUGAUAUGGAUGAAGCAAAAAUGGGAGAACGAGAAGACUUUGAUGAAGGAAAGGAGAAGAAAACGAAAGAGGGUAAAAAAGAGAGAAGAAAGGAAAAGAAGAAAGGAAAGGAGAAACAGAAAGAUGAUAGUGAAAGCGAUUAUUCAUCCGAGCCAAAAACUAAAGCUGCGCAAGAGGCGUCGAAGAAGGGAAAGAAUCGUAAUUACCGACAUCACUCGCCGUCAUCGUCUUCGGACUCCGAGAACAGUGCUCGUGAACGUUCGGUGGAUAAACGUAAGCGCUCGACAUCCCGUGAUAGACGACGACGACCAUCUCCACGUCGUAGAGAAUUGUCUCCCCGCAGACGCAAACCAUCACCAAGACGAGAAUACUCCCCUCCACGAAGACGAGACCAUUCACCACGCCGCAGUUCACCACGACGAGGUCGUGAAGCUCCACGUCGUCGCCGACCAUCCUCCGAAGAUGACACGAGACGACGACGACGUCAAGUAUCAAGGUCGCCCGCGAAGAAGAAUCGAGGGAGAUCAUCGUCUGCUGAACUACCCGCAAAACGAGCAAGAAGUCCCCCAAGAAAGACAAAACCCCCCCAGAAAUCAUCCUCCUCUCGUUCCCCCUCGCCCCAAAAACCCAAAAUGAAAUCAAAGAUUAAAAAAGAUCGUAGCCACUCUAGUUCAGCAUCUGAUGGAUCCCCCACCCCUCAACGUAAACAGUCCCCACAACCCAGAAAGAAACAGAGAGAGGAAACCCCACCCCGUAAACAAAAGCGUGAUGAAAGUGAUGAGCGGGGUAAAAAACAACGCAAAGACCCGUCACCCAGUCGAAAGAAAAACAGAGAUGAAUCCCCCGUGGACCGUCGUAAAAAGAUGCGUGAUGACUCGCCUCAACCUCGUAAAAAACAACGACAAGACUCCCCUGAAGUUCGCCAAAAACAGCACGAAGAUCAGGCUGAUGUACGCGGUAAAAGACGCGAUGAUUCGCCCGAUGUUCGCAAAAAACAACGGGAGGAGUCGCCCGAAAUACGUAAAAAGCGUGAUUCUUCACCCGUACGUCGCGUGAAACAGGCUCCCGAGGAUUCAACGGGCAGCGACGAUGUCGAGCGAGGAGAUUCACCGCAGCCUGUUAGGAAGAGUCGUAGAACUCCUGAAUCUGGUCAAAAAACGAAGUCUAAACGAGAUGAUCAGUCCAGCUCUCCUGAACGUGAGGAAGAGCCUCCAAGAAGAUCGCCUUCACCAAGUCCUGAACUAAGACGAGAACGAAGCUCACAAGAAGUUGAGGCUUCAGAAAAGGAGCGUGCAGAGAAGAGCAAGAGAAGUGAAGUAAGUCGUAAUGAGGAAAGUUCUUCCGAUAAGGAGGAAGUGGAGAGAAUUGUUGAGAAGAAACAGAAAAGACCUUCAUCACCAUUUUCACCGGCUGAAGAAAAGGAGAGUUCUGAUGAGGAGAAAGAUGAGAAAAAUGAAGAUAGGAAAUCAGAAAAAAAGAAGAAACGGAAACAUAAGAAGCACAGCAAGAAACAUAGGAAACACAAGAAGCAUAAAUCCAAGGACAAAACUUCUGAUAAAUCAGAUAGCGAAGGCGAUGAGGAGAAUUUAGAUCUGGAGAAAUCACUUCGGGAGAAAGCUUUGGAGUCUCUAAACCGCCAUAAAGCACGUGCAGAUGAAGAUGAUCGUGAUGAGGACGACGAAUAUUAGAAAACUUAGAAACGCCAUUGUUUGAAAUUGGCUUGCUUUGUAUUACUUUGAAUCAGCCUGAGAUGCCACUGCAAUCAAGAGGCGAAUACUGAAUCGAUCAGAAUAAGCUGGGAAGUCGCCAUUAACUGAAUUGAUAUUUAAUAGGGAUUGGAAACUUGACUGUAACGUUUCGUCUGUAGAUUUAGAUGACUCGUAAUGCUUUGACUGUGUUAGUAUUUGAGAAAAUCAUCGGUUUUAUCUUUCUAAAUUCUAAUGAACAAGUUUCCCGUCUCUAAUAUGAAUUCAGGUAUUCUUUAGGAAGAAUAACACGAGCAAUCUUGUUUGUGCUUUACCAUUUUGAGUAAGAAAAUAUCUAAUUAUCUAAUUCUCUCUGCCUUAAGCAGGAAUAGUUCUUAAAAACUAUCACUUGUGUAAAAUGUAAUUUGAUUUUUUAUGAUAAAACACGACUGACUACUCCCGUUGGUUUGACCAUAUU
Molecule: messenger RNA, 4166 nt
Organism: Dendronephthya gigantea
Lineage: Eukaryota; Metazoa; Cnidaria; Anthozoa; Malacalcyonacea; Nephtheidae
Product: serine/arginine repetitive matrix protein 1-like
Exons: 14
Coding region: 77-3691 (1204 amino acids)
Biological process (GO): mRNA processing; regulation of mRNA splicing, via spliceosome
Cellular component (GO): spliceosomal complex
Molecular function (GO): RNA binding
Source: RefSeq, a predicted model, not a curated record